ACUUUUGUUAUACCGGUAUAACAGGUUUAAAGUUAAAACUUCUGCUGCACGAUUUUUAAACGCGGGAAAAUAUUUCUUUUUGUUUAAUUCUGUAUAUAUAUAACAUUGAAUCUCACAUUUGAAAAUCAUUUGAUUCGGGAGAGACGCUUUAUUUGCAAACGAACCAACGAACGUUUGAAAUUUAACGUGGUCUUGGCAAACAGAAAACAGGAUGGUGAAGAUUAGAAUGGAGUUGGUAUCCAAAUGGUCUUUCUUGGUAACUCUAUUGAUGUUAUUUUCCUCGCCUAGUCACAGCCUUUCUCCGGAUCAAAAACAACAAGUUACUGUUGGCCUUGAACUCGGAAAAGGGAUAGCGGAAAUGCUUGAAAAGAAGGAAUUCAGAAAUUCUUUAACAAAGAUCGCAAAAAAUAUUGGUCCCUACCUUGGCGCAUUGGGUCCAUUUAUAGGGGUCGUCAUGGCGUUCAUUCCAUCAGAGUCUGAUGAGUUGGCUUACAUGAAAACUAUGAUGAGUAAUAUCGACAAUCGUUUGGAUCAAUUUGAUACUCGAUUUGACGACGUCGAACGAUUGAUUCAGUGGAAUACUGUUGAAAUAAACUUUGGGCAACUAGAACAAAGGAUCAAGGCAGUUUCGCACCAGUUAGAAAUUGUUUAUUCUGUUCCGUCGGCUGCUGUGCCAAACAGGAAGCUAAUAUUUAUUGAUAAUUAUGAUAGUGAUUAUCAGAAUAGUGGCUUAAAAUUAUAUCAAGCCAUCGUCGCACAGCAUAAAAUCCAAAAACAAUUGGGUACUCAAGUUUUGAGUUAUACCGAAAAUGACCGAGCGAAGACGCAAAUAUUUCUACUCGGUGUAAUGCAACUUCUCUUGCAAGCUGUAAAAGUUGAAUUGGGCUAUCUUCUAGUAAAACAAUUUACAUACAAUGCAAAUUAUAUGACGACUGAUUGGGAAAAUAAGAUAAAAGAAGUGAAAGUAAAGUUCGAUCAAAUUGACAACCAGUGCACAGAUGCAUAUCACUCCCAAUGCGGAAAGGAUAUCGACGCAUACGCUGCUUCUAAUAGUGGUCAGACAAGUAGUCAAUUUGCCGCUGGACUAUUUAGUCUCCUUUCCGGGAAAUACUACUGGAGGGACUGGAUUGUUCUCGCCUAUAACCCCAUAAGUGGUGGUAGCCUUCAUUAUGUAGGGGUUAGUGGAGGACACAUAAAAUUUAGAAAAAAUGGUAGAAACAUUGUAGUUGGUAGUGUGGACAACAGCCGUGCAGUCAUGGGUAAAACACAAGCUGAGAAUAAUAUGAAUAGUCUAGUCGAGACGAAAAGAGUUUGUGGUUAUUGGAAAUGUAAAACUGUACUUAAAUCUGCAGAAGAAAUUUUUAAUUCCAUAAGUAGAAGCGGUUCCUCAUUUUUUAGUGUCGUAAGAAAUUCGAAUAAUGCUCAUUUUCAUUACCACACCAGAAGAGCAAAAUUCGUCCAAAGAAGAUAUUUUCAUCUCAUGAUGUGGGGUUGAACGAUUUUAGGUUGAACUCACAAAGUGGUAUUGUCACUCCCUGAUCAAAUAAAAAAAUAGAAUUCAA
Molecule: messenger RNA, 1562 nt
Organism: Mytilus trossulus (common blue mussel)
Lineage: Eukaryota; Metazoa; Mollusca; Bivalvia; Mytilida; Mytilidae
Exons: 2
Coding region: 212-1495 (427 amino acids)
Source: RefSeq, a predicted model, not a curated record